AUGGGAGCCAUAUUGGAUAGCAAAUCCCAAGACCCAGAAAAGACCAUCCCGGUCACCACCAAAGUAGACGAUGUCGACGUCGGUCAAAUAUCGCAGCUCGAUGAAGCGGAGGUCUUUCUCCACGAGCAUGGAGUAUCAAAUGAUCAGCUGCAGGAGAUGCUCGAUGAUCCAGUUCGGAUGACGAAACUGCGGAGACGUAUCGAUAUGAUUCUUCUUCCGCUCAUGUGUGGCACAUACUGUCUGCAGUACAUCGACAAGCAGGCUCUCUCCUACAGUGCUGUGUUUGAUCUGUUCACAGAUGCCCACAUUGACAGUAAUCAGUAUAGCUGGCUGGCCAGCAUCUUUUACUUUGGGUACCUUUUCUGGGAGUAUCCCGCCAGUUACAUCGCCCAACGACUGCCUAUCGGCACUGUCGUCUCGUCUUUUGUAAUCGCGUGGGGUGCCAUCCUCAUGAUCACCGCCAGUUGCAACAACUUCAACGGCCUCGCCAUCUGCCGCUUCCUCCUCGGAUGCUUCGAAUCCCCCAUCACGCCCUGCUUCAUGAUGAUUGUGGGAAUGUGGUACGUCCGUCAAGAGCAGCCCUUCCGCGCAGGCAUCUUCUACUGCUGUAACGGCGUGGGAUCGAUGGUCGGCGGUCUCCUCACCUACGGCAUCGGUCAACUUGAUACCUUCCCCGUCUGGCGCGCCGUGUUUCUCAUCUGCGGCGGCGCCACCAUCUUCUGGGGUAUUCUCAUGAUGCUCUUCCUCCCGAACAGCAUUCUCUCCUCCAAGCGCUUUACUGUCGAAGAAAAGAUCCUUCUCAUCGGUCGUGGAAAGCAGAACCAAACUGGAAUCCUCAACCGCUCCAUAAAAUGGUACCAAAUCCGCGAAGCCUUCAUCGACCCACAAGUGUGGCUCCUCUUCCUCUUCACACUCCUCAACGAGACCAUCAACGGGGGUGUCGCUAACUUCGGCAAACUAAUCAUCAAAGGCCUCGUCUCCAGCUCUCUCCUCACCACCGUCCUAGGCAUCCCCCAAGGCGCAUUCCAAGUCGUCUUCAUCCUCACCGGAACCUACCUCUCAAGCCGAUACAAGAACAUCCGUACCUUCAUCAUGGCACUAUAUCUCAUUCCCACGGUAAUCGGGGUCUGUCUGCUGUGGAAACUACCCCGUACGAACCGCUACGGUGUGUUAUUCGGGUAUUACAUUGUCGGCUCCUACGUAACCUCCCUCGUCCUCUCCCUCCAAAUGCCCUCCAGCAACAUGGGCGGCUACACGAAGCGCGUCACCGCCACCGCAUUCGUCUUCCUGGCCUACUGUAUCGGGAACAUCAUUGGUCCACAUGCCUUCCUUUCCAGCGAGGCACCAGUCUACGAAACAGGAUGUAAAUUGAUUCUCGGGUGCGCGAUCUGUCAAAUCGUCUGUGCGGGAGCGCUAAGAGUUCUCUUGGUGAGGAGGAAUCGUGUCUGGGAUGAAGUUGCUGCUCUCCCUGGAGAGGACGCGGGUGUUGGAGAGGGGGAGGGGGAAGGGGAGGUGAUGGCUGAUUUGACGGAUUUUGAGAAUCGAAGGUUUAGGUAUGUUUAUUAA
Molecule: messenger RNA, 1566 nt
Organism: Aspergillus sclerotioniger CBS 115572
Lineage: Eukaryota; Fungi; Ascomycota; Eurotiomycetes; Eurotiales; Aspergillaceae
Product: putative MFS transporter
Exons: 10
Coding region: 1-1566 (521 amino acids)
Biological process (GO): transmembrane transport
Cellular component (GO): membrane
Molecular function (GO): transmembrane transporter activity
Source: RefSeq, a predicted model, not a curated record